Molecule: messenger RNA, 6039 nt
Organism: Stegastes partitus (bicolor damselfish)
Lineage: Eukaryota; Metazoa; Chordata; Actinopteri; Pomacentridae
Gene: sona
Product: SON DNA and RNA binding protein a
Exons: 10
Coding region: 215-3880 (1221 amino acids)
Biological process (GO): regulation of cell cycle; regulation of mRNA splicing, via spliceosome
Molecular function (GO): RNA binding
Source: RefSeq, a predicted model, not a curated record
GGAUACCUUCACCCAUCAUGGCGGAGCAGUUCGUUGGCUAACGUCAACGGUUAGCAUAUUCAGCGAUUGUUUGGUUUCGCACCAUUUCGGACCGCAGCCAUUUGGCGUUUACUGCCCGGGAACUGCAUCCACUGAACAUACACUGGUGUUGAGUGAGGGAGCAGCACACCAGUAACGUUAAGAGGGCCUUUUAGAAAAUCGGGGCACCAGCAUAAUGGAAUGUGCAGUGGACAUUCCCUCGGGUGAGGAUGAAGCACCUGAGAAAGACGACAUGAAUGCCAAGGAAGGGAAUGAGCCACCCCACAAGAAGAACAAGAAGCACAGAAAACACAAGAGCAAGAAGAAGAAAAGGAGGAGGAAGGGCGAGAAGGAGAGCAGUUCAGAAUCUGGUGCCGAAUCUGACGUGGAGCCACCACCUCCUCCGAGACCUGUCAGGACCACCAGAGCCAGUGCCCGUUUGGCAGCAGCUGCAGGAGUUGGAGAUCAUGCUGGGCUAAAGGAAGAGGGCAAAAGGGAUACAAUUACAGAUCGUGUGGACGAGGGAGACACAAAAUCCAAAAAACACAAAAGACAUGCUGCCAAAAAGAAGAAAAAGAAGAGGAAGAAGGAUGAAAAGCAGGAAAAGAAAUCCCCAUCACGGUCCCCGUCUGAAAGCAGUUCAGCUUCAGGUUCUGAGUCUGAAGGUGAAGGAGGUAAAGCAGCUGGUGAUGGCAAAUACUCUCCAGCUGCAGCAUCUGACCUUCAAGAACCAGUAUCCAGACUGGCUCCAAAAAGCAAACGAGGGGAAGAGAAAGUAGCUCCCGUUCUCUCACAGAAACCUGGACUGCUUGAAGUAAAGAAAGAGGAGAUAUCAGAUAUGGAUGUGUCCUCCACUGGAGGGAAGGGUAGUAACGCCAAUGAAUCAGAAACGGAUAUGAGAUCACCAUCUGCAGGCCAGGAUGAGAUAACACAGACAGACACAGUUAAGGUUAAAACAGAGGGCAGUCAUGGAGAUGGUACAUUCAGCCAUGCCCAGGAACUCCCGGACAUCAUCCCAAAACAGGAAGGUACGACCCCAAGAGAUGACCCAGGCUUGAAAGAUCAGACCAGUGCAGUUCAGAGGGCAAAGAUCAAGGAGCGUGAUUUGUCCAGGUCACCUUCACCUUCCAGGGGCUUAGACAUUAAGAGGACUGAGUCAGGUCCAAGUCGGUCACCAUCACCUAGUCUCAGCAGGCAACAGUCUGGUGGUCAAACAUUACCAAAAGAACGGUCAAGAUCCCAUUCCAGGUCAACCUCAAAGGGAAAACAGUCUUCAACUCCUCUGAAGAGUCACCAGCUGUCCCGUUCUCGGUCCCGCUCCAAGUCCCCUAAACCUCAGAGGAAGUCGCUCUCUCCAUCCCGCAAGUCUCCAAAGAGAGUUAGUCGUCGUUCUCGAUCUACCUCUCGCUCCCUCACCCCCAAGAAAAAGGUGUCAAAAUCUCCAAGAAAAUCCAAGUCUCCUAAACGGCGGCGAAGUUCUUUGUCUGCUUCCCCAAAGCGACGCCAGGCUUCUCCCUCUCCUAAAAGAAAAGUGUCACGAUCCCCUAAACGCGGCGGCCGCAGAUCCCCCUCUCUAUCUCGGUCUCCAAGAAGAAGUCGAAGGUCCCAGUCACGUUCCCGUGGUGGCAACAGGCGCUCCAGAACCCGCUCACCGAGACGUGGUGGUGCAGUCGGCAGGCGUUCAAAGUCGCGUUCUGUCACUAGAACGCGCCGCUCCGGCUCUAGAUCUAGACGCCCUGUUGGUCGCUCCAGGUCACGGUCAUUAAGACGUGCGGGAGGCAGGCGCUCCAGGAGUCGAUCCUUGUCUCGACGCAGGCGGUCACCACUACCCAGAUCCCGCCGCUCACGCUCCCGGUCAAUUCGCAGGAGCCGGCGAACCCGGUCACGUUCCAUUGUCGUGCUGAAGCGCAACCGGCGCUCUAGAACAAGGAGUCCCCGUAAAAGGACCAAAUCCGGAACCCCUCCUUCCCGACGGAGGUCUAAAUCUCGAUCGCCAGUCAGAAGGCGCUCUCGGUCUCCCGCCAGGAGAAACCGUUCUCCCCCAAGGUCUGGCAAACGCUCCAAGUCCCGCUCAUUGUCUCGAAGGCACCGAUCAAAGUCGCACUCACCACAGCCUAGCAAAAGGAGGUCCAAAUCUCCUAGGAAGAGUGGACGAAGGUCUAAGUCUAAAUCUGUCUCUGCGGGCGUGAACAGAUCUAAGUCAAGGUCCAGGUCUGAAUCAAGUGAUGGGGGGUCUGACAGCUCAUCCCCUGCCAGAUCCGUAUCUGUCUCCCCAGUUAAACAAAAGAAGUCAUCCUCCCCCAAGGCAGAGCCGGCCGUUUGUGUAAAGGCAGCGAGCGAAAAUGAAGCAGUUUCAGUGACAACAGGUGCUUGGAAACCAGUACCUUCAGCAGCUCCCUCCAGCUCCCAGCCUGCGAGUUCUUCAGAUAAGUUGCAAGAGCAGCUUAGUAAUUGGACAAGCUGGUAUGGUACCCAAAAGGAGAAUACCAGUUCAUCCAAUGAGCAAGAAGUUUCCAGGUCCAGGUCUGCCUCUCAAGAGCCUGGCACUGGCCCAGAUGGGUCUGGUGGUUCGGAAGGCUCAGAUGCAGAAGAGGAAUCUCCAGUUAAAAUGGUCUCUAAAAGCCAGAGAAGCUCCUCACGUUCAGCAUCUCCUGAAGUAAAGAACAAGCAGCUGUCCAAGUCACGCUCACCUACAGAUCGCAGGAAACUGUCACGUUCAACUUCGUCGCCUCGCCGUUCAGCCUCCAAGUCUAUAUCUAGAAGAAAGCUGUCCAGGUCCAAGUCUCCAGUGAGAAAACGAGAACCAGCCUCUCCAUCAGAAAGGAAGAAGCGACGGUCCAAAUCUCGGAGUCCUGUCCGCCGGCGAAGGUCACGGUCUCGCUCCGCUGCACGACGGAAGCGUUCCAGGUCCAAGUCACGUACUAGAGUUCGCCGGUCCAAGUCUCGCUCUCCAGCCCGCAAGAGGCGAUCUCGUUCACCAAAUGCUCGAGGAAGGAGAAGGUCCAAGUCCACGGAAAGAAAUAAGCGAUCCAAGAGUCGCUCCACAGGCCGAAGGAAAAGGUCCAGAUCAGGAGACAGAAGCAGGCGAUCACGGUCCCGUUCCUCUGAUCGUAGACGCAGGUCAAGGUCGAGGGGUCGAGGGAGGCGCCCGGUGUUUCGCAGUCGUUCAUUUGAUAGACGGGACAGGUGGAAGAGGGAACCUAGUCACUCUCCAGUUCUCAUCCUCCGUAAACAACGCCGCUCAGGGUCCCGGACACGACGCAGCACCAGCAAGACGCCUCCACGGCUGACUGAACUGGAUAAAGACCAGCUGCUUGAGAUAGCCAAGGCUAAUGCUGCUGCAAUGUGUGCUAAGGCGGGGGUUCCCAUUCCUGAGAGUCUUCGGCCGAAAGCCAUCCUGCAGCUCCCUCUGCCCACUCCAUCUCCUGCCCCCAUCUCCUUACCUUUACCUUUACCUCUUCCAAUGGGCAUGGGGAUGCCCAACAUGCCGAAUAUGCCCAACAUGGGUCCAAUGGGAAUACCCAAUAUUCCAGGAAUGCCCAGCAUGUCAAACAUCACCAUGAGUGCCGCUAUGGCGAGUAUGACAGCAGCUACGAUGACAGCUGCUUUGACCAACAUGGGUGCCCUGGCGGCCAUGCCUCCCCUUGCCCCACUUCCUACCAUUACUAACAAACCUCCCCCGUGCCUUGCCCCCCCUCAACCAACUCUCAACCUGGACCACAUCGAGGAAGCGAAGAGGAAGGUCACUCAGCAGGCUAAUAUACAUACCAUCAAGGAACUUACUGAGAAAUGUAAGAUGAUCGCAAAUAGCAAGGAGGAGAUGGCCAUUGCAAAACCCCAUGUCUCAGAUGAUGAAAGCUAAAACCGUGAAGCCCUCAAGCCACUCCCCUCAACGGACUGAAGGAAAACGGGCAAGAUUCUUUACAGGAGAACUCACAGUAGGACUUCUUUACAGUUCGCCAGAUGACAUGACUGAUUGGACGAGCACCCUAGUUGUCACAGUUGUAACGUAGGAGCACCGGCCACUGCCCCCCACUCCGCUCCCCAGUUUGUUUCGGUUUGUGUGAGAGCGAGAGACUGGCAGACUUUCACCUGUGAUACCACUGAGAAGACUGGACACACUGGUGUGUGCUCAGUUGCGUGACUGUACAGUGAGUGUGUGUGUGUGUGUAUAUAGUGACUUUCACCACCAACCCCUCAGUCUUGCUGCAGUCACUGUCGUGAAGACCGAAGAGGGAACAAACCAAACUAACUAGUGGCGCAAGUGUUUUUGUAAAAGUUCUCUAAGUUUCUCUAAAUUUGUUUUACCUUCAUGCUUUCUUAAAGGAUUGUGUUAAGUGGUCCCUGGUUUUAUAAACAAAUAAUGCAGAUGAAGUUAGAGAUAGUAGAUCCUCACGUGAUUCGUUUUCACAAGGUUGGACUUCCAGGAUGAGAGUCGCCACGUGUCGUGUUUUCUGAAACAGAUCUGACUGUUUUGAAGGACGGGGACAAGUGAAUAUAUUUGCUGCAAAAGAAGGAGAUUUCUAUUCCUGGUUAUGAAAAGGAGUCUCUCCAUUCACAAAACAUUACUAAUUCAGUUAGUACAGCCCUGGGUGUGAGUUUCUUUCCACUGUUUUGACAGCACCAAGCUCAUCUCUGUCCCGAGCCUGUCUUUCUUUUGAGCUUUGAUGGAACCACGUUUUGCUUUAGAUUUGAAAGGACACUUGCUCUUUCAGAGUUUUAAUACCAAUUCCAUAACAUACCCUGCUGUGUGUUUUCAUUUAAGAAGUACAGAAAGUGUACCAUUAGUUGUUUUGUUUUUUUUCUUUCUUUUUCUGACAACUGCAGUGAUCACAUUUGUCUUUCAUUUGCCAUGUGGGAUUUUGGCUUUUGACUGAAAGCAGUGCUGAUUGACGGUUUUAUAUUUGAUACAGGCAGCAAAAGUCCGAGACAACCAGGAUCAGUUGACUGGAUCUUUAACCACCAAGCUCAAGCUAAAUACGAACCUUUGUAGUUUUCCUGAUCACAAAUAAGAGACGAUGCACGUGAAUAUUUCCUUAAACAUACUGUAAAUGGAGGUAAUAACACUUGUUUAGAAAAGCAUUUCUAUUUCACUGUAUGACUGACUGCUGAAGAGAGGCUUCAGCUUUUCAGUGCGGUUGUUUACAUUUUUACAACAGUUCAGUUUCAGUGGUGUCUUGGGUUUUUUUUUCUAGAUUCACACAUGCAUAACAUAAUUCACAUUAUUGCACUGGGGCGGACGAAUGGCCUGUACUGUAUAAAGUAUGAACGUAGAACGCUGAGAAUGUCCUGAGCUGUGUCACUGUUCAAUGUUUUGUGUGUUAGACAAUCAGGUUCUUUGUCUCAAAAUGCUCAUUUUGAAGAAAGAACUAUAGCCACAUGAAAUGUACACAUCUUCCAGCAUCGUAUUCGGGGGGGAUAAACAGGAGAUAGUCGCUGUAGAGGAAGGGAUGUAACAUGAAACACACACCAAGCCUGUUUCAUUGAAUCCACCAACACAUCCAAUACUGGUUUUGUACUGUGUAUGCUGAUACCCGGGCCCGUGUUGUGUGCGCGGCUCUGGGUAAAUAUUUUUCAUUUGAACGCAUUUGGAUAACAAGAAGAAAGACGAACUUGGUGCUUUUGGGGAAACUGACAGGGAUUCUGGUUUUUAAAAAGUCUCGGACUUACAUUAAUUUUCAUUGGCGGGUGGUGGGUGGGGAAUCAUUCUGAAUCCAUCCUGCUUUGUCACCCUCACGUGCCCAGGGCUGUUUAACUGUGGAAGAUAAUCUGUGAAGGUUUUGUCAGACUUUAACUAUACUUACUCUGUACCACAAGUGUUGAACCGUUGAAUUGAUUCCCUGAGGUAACCUUUAGCUAUUUUAAUGACUGAAAAAAAAGAAAGAAAAGAAAAAAAAAAAAAAGGAAAAAACGCAAUUUAAAAAUAUUUUUUUUUGUUUUUCUUUUGGUCAUUUGAAUAUGACCACCGCUUGCUUUGUACAUAAAUGUGUUGAUGAUUAUUAAAAACCUCAACGAUCUGUA